AUUGCGAAGCGUCGCUGGCGGAGGCCGGCAGUUACCCGCGGCCCCAGGGAUGCCUGAAAGUCAAAGGAAAAACAGUGAAAGCCACAGCAGCAGCAAUAGUUCCAGCACUGGCAGUUCUGUUGCUUGCUUUGGACAGUAUCAAUAUACAGCAAAUGAAUAUCAAGCUAUCCAGCAUGCUUUGCGUCAGAAACUGGGUCCAGAAUAUAUCAGCAGUCGGCAAGCUGGAGGAGGACAGAAGGUCUGUUAUGUUGAGGGUCACAAGGUAAUCAGUCUGGCCAAUGAAAUGUUUGGCUUCAAUGGCUGGGCUCAUUCAGUCACUCAACAGAAUGUUGAUUUUGUUGACCUCAACAAUGGCAGGUUCUAUGUGGGUGUCUGUGCAUUUGUGAAAGUCCAGCUUAAGGAUGGAUCAUAUCAUGAAGAUGUGGGUUAUGGAGUGAGUGAAGGCCUAAAAUCUAAGGCCUUGUCCUUAGAAAAAGCAAGAAAAGAGGCAGUAACAGAUGGACUGAAGAGGGCGCUUAAGUGCUUUGGGAAUGCUCUUGGGAACUGCAUCCUAGACAAAGACUACCUUCGAGCUGUGAAUAAGCUUCCACGUCAGAUGCCACCUGAGUUGGAUUUGGUCAAAGCUAAAAGACAGGACUAUGAGCCUGAAAUAGAGAAAGCAAGAUACAAUAGCUGUUUGGAAAGGCAGAGCACAGGAUGGAGACAGCAUGGUGAGACAGUAUCUACUUGUAAACCUGGGCAGAUGGAGACUCCCACAGAUGCUGAAUAUCAAAAACAGCUAAAUAGCUGCAGAAACAUAGACUCCUCAGCUACUGAGCGUGAUGCUACUUACCAGCGGAAAUUGCGACAAAAGCAGCUACAGCAACAGUUCCGGGAACAGAUGGAGAGCAAGCAGCAGGUUCCAGUAGUGAAUCCAGGCAGCAAACAGGCAACAUCUGAUCCUCCUGUAAAGCACAGCACUCCAACGACAGUACAACAAGAAUUAGCAAUAGAAGAGGAAUUCUUUGCAGAUGACCCCGAACUUUGGGAUAUUUCCUUGGAGACCACAGAUCUUAACAUAGCCAGCCACAAAAUGGCAGGCCCAUCAGCUGGACACCAGACACCUGAAAGACCCCUUGGAUGUCAUCAAAUGACUACUCGUAACAGAACACCUCAGAGAACGAAUUAUCACAAGUCUUCUGCAAGGCUUGCCCAAUUGCAGCCGUCUACUAAUCGCAUGAGCAGUAGCCACUGUGCCAACUGGCCUGCAUCAGCAGAGUGCAGUCCAUGUAGAAGUCAAAGCUUGAAGAAAAGGCGGCUAGAACCUACAUAAGACAGCUGGUGGUAUCAUUACCUAGACGCUGAAUUACAUCAGAGGACUGCAGUUGGCUGUUCAAAUUAUGUGGAGAAAUAAGGCAUUAAUGGAUUCUCCUGUAUAUUUUGAUGGUGCAACACAGAAGAGAGCUUAAUGUGACAUACCAUAAAGACCUUAAUGUACUCUGGGGUCAUUAUAGAAAAAGGCAUUUGAAACAUUUUAAACAAGCAAUCAUGAGUGCUUCUGUAGCACUAGAUUUGUGGCUGUAUUACAAGUUGAAGUUACAAUUAACUUGCCUGAAAUGAUAGCAGAAUUAAUUGCUGGCAUGAGACGCAAGUCAUUGCGUCUUUCUUCCUCGGUGUUGCAUUUCCGCACAGAGGAAACCAUUUUUCAGUAGAGGGGGGAGAAAGUGGUUUAAGGUCACAGGAUGGAAAGUGUACAAGCUGUGGGCUCCCAUUCAGUAAGGCUGAGCACCUAAAACUAAUUGGUGUCAGCAUCUGCCUCCAGGUGCGGCCCAGCUGCGCCACAUGGCUGCACUAGUGGGGUUGGAACUGCUCGCACUAAUAAAACUAUCCUCAGGCUUCUGGAGCAGCAGGACAUUUGGCUGCGCUGCUGCAGCAGGACAGUACAAGGGCAGGAGCAUGCUGGGACUGCUGCUGAGGAGUUGCACAUGGAAUCUCAGCCUCAGACAGUGUUUGCGUAGGAGCUUUAUAAAAUGGAUGGGAGGUGCAGUUUUGUUCCUUGAAGUUUUUAGAUAAGCUUUCAGUCUUCCUUACUAUUAAAAUAAACAUGAAACUUGAAAAACAAA
Molecule: messenger RNA, 2102 nt
Organism: Rhea pennata
Lineage: Eukaryota; Metazoa; Chordata; Aves; Rheiformes; Rheidae
Gene: RAD52
Product: RAD52 homolog, DNA repair protein
Exons: 12
Coding region: 50-1312 (420 amino acids)
Biological process (GO): DNA recombinase assembly; mitotic recombination; double-strand break repair via homologous recombination
Cellular component (GO): nucleus
Source: RefSeq, a predicted model, not a curated record